UAUUCCAAUAUGCAGAAGACCAUCAUCAAGACUCUCUUUUUGGCCUUGUUGUCCUGGACAGGCAGCGCCUUUGUGGCCCCUACUCCCGCUACCCGCACCGCAGUCAGUCUCAAGGCUCUCAAUGACAAUGCCCAGUGGAAAGCGGCUGCGAUCACAGCAAUCGUAGCGGUCACUCAGCAUCCCUUGGUUGCCUUGGCUGAGGAAUUCACGUAUGGCGAUGAUUAUGAAUAUGGUGCUGUUUCGGCUCCCAACUUUGUUCCGAUUAUCGGCGGCAUUUUGGCCAUUGGGACGGCCUUGUUACCCAUUGCCCUUCAAUCAGGAGAAGAAGCAUUUGAGGAAAUGAAAGACUCGGACGGAUUUGGACAAGGAAAGGAUGUCUUGAAGAGCCGUAGAAAGUGAGCGAAUGAGAUAUGGACCAUGGUUUCGAUGAACGCAAGGACGUCGAUCUCGGGAACAAUACUUUGAACAGAACUUGAGGUUUCAACAAUGCGGUGGAGUAGAGUACUCUGAGACGAAGGCACAAUUUGGGUCUGCUAAGCUAAUCAAACAAGUCAACAAAUGCAAAAUUUGUUCAUUAUUGAUGGACAGAACUGAGGCUGCGUAGGCAUUGAGGCAAAAUUUUAAUCGACCAGUCAGUUAUCCCUAUUCGCCCUUCACCCUUCAUAUGGUAGUAUAUUAUGGUCUGUUCACUGUAUGAAAAUAUGUAACGAGUCCGACAAUCUCGCCUCUGAGUAUCUUGGGAUGCCGCAAUACUUUUGGCUGCAUCCACCACGCUGUUUGCAUUAGACUAGUUUCAUGCGCUGGCUAGUGAACACUGGAGAGUUCACCUCUUUUGAAUGCUACCAGAACCCUGUCAUAUCUCGAUGUUGCUAUUCCUAGCUAGGUGUUCUACAUUCUACAGCAUGCAUGUGUACUAGCUAUCCAUGUCAUCCGGGCAAUUGGAACCAGUCCGACAUGGCCAGUGCUUAACACUGGACCUGAAACCAGCCAAAGCCAAAAAUACCCAUCACUUUGUUUGCUAUCCAUCCUUGCAACGUCUUGAGGAACACAUCCUCCUAGCCAGC
Messenger RNA from Seminavis robusta, 1064 nucleotides. The record is from the annotation of a GenBank genome assembly. NCBI's taxonomy places the organism in Eukaryota, Bacillariophyta, Bacillariophyceae, Naviculales, Naviculaceae.